This is a messenger RNA of Soboliphyme baturini, 1137 nucleotides long. NCBI's taxonomy places the organism in Eukaryota, Metazoa, Nematoda, Enoplea, Dioctophymatida, Soboliphymatidae. The record is from the annotation of a GenBank genome assembly.
AUGGUCGACUUGCUGUGCCGAUGUAGCGCAGAUGUAGACAUGCAGAAUAACAUCGGACAGAGUGCACUUCAUUUUGCUGCCACCGGAGGAUAUACAGAAUGUGCUUGCCACCUACUGAAUAAGGGUUGCCGUUUAGAAAUUGCCGACAAGUUCCUUUUAUUCCUUUUUUAUGGUAGAGCCGCUGCUUUAGAAUGCCUUUUCAAUUAUCUCAGUCUGCUUCGCUCCCUGAAAGUCAUCAUAUGGUGCGUGUCGCAGGGAGCGGACAAGGAUAAGAUAAGGGACUGCUUGGAUGGCCGAACGCCGCUGCACCUUGCACUUCAACACCGCCAGGUUGAAAUUGCACUUGUUCUCCUCAAACGAGUUUCCAAUUUGAAUAGUCAGGAUAAGGAUGGUAACUCAUUGCUGCACGUCGCCGCCUAUGAAGGCGUGCUGCCUGUGGUUCAGUUUCUGUGUGAAUCUGGUGUCAGCAUUGAUGUGUUGAAUCACGAUAGCAUGACUGCUCUACAUUUAGCCUCGAUCGCAGGCCAGGAUGAAGUAAUACGUGUUCUUUGUCUGAAUGGCUGCAACAUUGAUGUCAGAAACAAGGACGGAUUAACAGCCGAAAAUCUGGCACGCCUUUAUCAUAACCUGGAAAUUGCUGAUCUCCUGAAAAAACUGAAAAGCCAUCAGCUGCGCGACUUGUUCAUUCAGCAGAUGGUACCUAGCGGCAGUCAUAUGCGACGGAUCAAGCUGAAAGUGUUCGGUAGUUGUGGAGCUGGCAAAACGAAGCUACUCGAGGCUCUUCGUUCAGGUAUGAUCGGUAACUUCUUCCGUCGCAUCAGCUGUAGUUCUCCUCGUGAGGAACUGAACCCUUUGGAGAAAUUGGCGAAUCGUGGCGAUAUGCCCUUUCAUUCGAACUACACAAAAGGCAUUGAGGUUUACAAUGGUGCCAUUCAGGGCGGGAGUGAGUUCUCGUUUUGGGAAUAUUCCGGUUUCUCUUCUUACUUUUGCGUUUAUGACUACUUCAUUGGCGACGUCAGUUGCAUUCAUCUGAUCGUGUUUCGCGUCACUGAUUCGAUGGAAGUGCAGUAUCAGACAAUAUUAUUUUGGCUUAACUUCCUGAAAAAUUGUUUGCCGUCAUCAGAACCAAUUGGUUAG